GAGUCUUAAUUAGAGAGGACGGCAGCGCCUGCGCCAGUUGUUCUGAUACCGCCGCGUCCGACGCACUAGAAUUGCGUACCGCACACGUACGCGAACCUUCCCGCAAUCAAACAAUCCCAUCAACUAUACAAGAUGAGCCGGCACAGCUACCUGGCUGCAGUCGCACUGCUAGCGGUUUUCUGCGUCGCAGAAGCACAGAGACGUUUGGCUCUUCCUGACCCUAGAAGUUGCGCUAAUAGAGUGCGUCAUUCAACAUACAGAGAUGCUCGCGGAGUCCUCCACUCCUACUUCUUCAGUUGGGAGCACGCGCCUACACGCAACUUGGAAGUCGACUGGUUAGACGCAAGGAACAUCUGCCGUCGCCACUGUAUGGACGCCGUGUCGCUGGAAACUCCUCAGGAAAAUGAAUUUGUGAAGCAAAGGAUCGCUCGUGGAAACGUGCGUUACAUUUGGACGUCUGGUCGUAAAUGUAACUUCGCCGGCUGUGACCGCCCAGACCUCCAGCCCCCUAAUGUGAACGGCUGGUUCUGGUCUGGCUCAGGAGCUAAAAUUGGACCAACCACUCAACGCAACACCGGGGACUGGUCCUACACCGGCGGCUACGGCCAGCAACAACCCGACAACCGCGAGGCUGCUCAAGGCAACGAUGAAUCUUGUUUAGCAAUCUUGAACAACUUCUACAAUGAUGGUAUCAAAUGGCACGAUGUGGCUUGCCACCACGUGAAACCUUUCGUGUGCGAAGACAGCGACGAACUCUUGAACUUCGUCCGGUCGCGCAAUCCCACUCUCCGUCUAUAACACGUCUAAUCCUGACAAACGGUCAGCGCUUUAGUUGGCUGUCAUUGUACAAAAUCCAGUGGCUAACAUUAUAUUUAAGUUAUUUAUUAUGAUUGCGAGUGACUAUUUACACUACUGAAGUUUUAUAUUGAAACAGUAAUGUAGAUAUAGCGAAAGUUAUCGACACGACAAUGCAAAAUUUGUAACUAUUGUUUCUUUGUAACUUCUCGUUCAGAUUUUGUUGUAAAAAUUUUUAAUGCACAAAAUAGGGUAACGUAACUUAUGUAUACAUAUUAGAAAUAAAUAAUAAAAUUAUGACCAA
Molecule: messenger RNA, 1099 nt
Organism: Colias croceus (clouded yellow)
Lineage: Eukaryota; Metazoa; Arthropoda; Insecta; Lepidoptera; Pieridae
Gene: CTL4
Exons: 5
Coding region: 133-798 (221 amino acids)
Source: RefSeq, a predicted model, not a curated record